GGAAGUUCAUGCAGCGAAUGCAUCCAUCUGGGCUUACGGGACACUGUCAUCUGCAGUAAUUGUAUUCUGGUGCAUUCGUUUGGAUAAAGAGAGAAGAGAGCCCACCGACUGUAUCUUCAAUGAUGUAGGAGGCGCUGUUGACAUAAAGAAUACAUACGAUCGGGGGAAAAAGUCGUUCUCCUGGGAUUGUAUUGAAGUGCUAUCUCUCUCUUCCAUUGGUGGCAGGGGCAUUAUUAGUGGGCCUGCCUUACAGCAUCUCUCUGGUUGCCCAGUGGCUCUAUGGCUGGCCCAGUAAACCAGGGUACCAAAAAUAUUUAGAGGCUGUCAAACCAAGACGCAUAUACUGCCUGACAAGAGCCGUGCUUGAAAUGCUGAAGUAUCUGCAGUAUGGCAAACUGUAUUUUCAGUGGAAACUGUGGUACAGUAAUGACAAAAAUAACAAGCACUAUGUGAAAGGCAUCACCUUUGGUCGCAGAGGGAAUAAGUUAGAUUUAUAUUAUUCACCAAGCACGGGUCAUUCUGAUGCUGCUCCUGUACCGGUGGUUGUAUUUGUUUAUGGAGGAGCCUGGGGUUCAGGAGACCGCUCUAUUUACUGCCUGUUAGCCUUACAAAUGGCAAAAGAGCUUAAUGCCUCUGUAAUAUGUCCUGAUUAUUCCAUAUUUCCAAAGGGAAAUGUGUUAAAUAUGAUUCAAGACAUUAGUGACAGUUUGCUGUGGGUGAGAGAAAAGGGACAUGCGUUCAAUCUUGAUCAAGACAACAUAAUAUUAAUAGGUCAUUCAGCGGGAGCUCAUCUGUGUUCCAUUACCACACUGUUUCUGGUGAACAAUGUAGAAGAAUUGUUCAUCGAGACCAACAAACAGAGAGAUCUUGUAUCUGCCAUUAAAGGAAUCAUAGGUCUGAGUGGCGUUUACAGUAUAUUGGAUCAUUAUAAGCAUGAGAAAAUGCGGGCUGUUGAAUAUGUGUCAACUAUGCACAAAGCUAUGGAUGGUGUGGAGAACUUUGAUUAUUAUUCACCAACAUCAUUACUCAAGAAAUUGAAUAAGGAUCAGUUGAAACGCGUUCCUCCAGUGGGUUUGCUCCAUGGAACCAAUGACAUCAUAGUUCCGGCGGAAUCAUCAGUGAUGUUCUCUGAGCUCCUGACUUCUCUUUCUGUCAGUAUGUCUCUUUAUCUAAUACCUAAAAUGAACCACACCGAGAUGGUCACUGACCUUAUGGCUCCAGACAGGCACUUUUACCAUUCUGUUUAUGGCUGUAUUAAACAGGAGUACAGUAAAUUUCAGGGUUAGGUUGAUUAAUAUUUGUAUUCUUAUUUUUAUUAUUAUUAGUCAUAAAAGUCAUACAAUUACUAAUAUCAUUUUCUAAUAUGCCAAACAGUCAUUAUCCUUAAGUCAUUAUAUGUUCUUUAUAGUUGAAUUGUAAGUUUACAUUCAAGUUCUGAUGAUGUUUUUCUCUGAAAUGUUUAAUUUUCCAUCAAAAUGUGUUCAAUAAGAUGAAAAUGUUAGCUCUGUGCUUGCUCAUUUAAAUAAAAAAAUAAUCUGUUUAAAAAUCUACCUUUAAAGUGUAAUUAAAUGCAACGGAGAGAGAUUGUUCCAGUUAAAACAGGAAUAAUUAAUGAAUAAAGAUACAAUUAUGUUUCGCAUUCGAAAAUGCAAUAUGCAUGGAGAAAUACUGCAUUCUUAUACAUAUAUUUUAGGUUUACUUGUGUAAAUUCUUCUAUAAUGUUUAUUUGAAUCAUACAUAAAUGUUUCCCUUUGUGUUCUACUUACAGAAUUAGUAAUUUGGUUAUUGAUCUUCUUUUGUUUGUUUGCCAUUCACAGUUGAUGCCACUUGAUCUUAGAUUGAAUAACAUAAUGCUUCAGCUGUGCAUGCUGCAGAAAUGUUAUUGAUUUAUAUUUGCUUUGGUCAUGACUGAUGAAAUGUUGUUGCCAAGAACACAUGUAUGUUCCUAAUCGUCGGGUGUUUAGACCAGCAUUGAAUAUUCACCUUAUAAGUAAACUGCUCCUUAUUGUGGGAGCAUUAUGCUUAUGAUAUAUUAGGAAUGUAAAAUGGAUGUAACAUAAAGUUAUAGCACAGGUGUAGGAUUUAUUAUUAUUGAGAAAUGUGUUUGAUUAAAUAUACAUGUAUUACAAGUGAAUAUAUUUACAUAUUGAUUGCACUGAAACUGUAACAUCCACAUCAGCAUCAUGUAAAAUUGACAUUCCUUUCUUCUUUUACUGCUGUGGCAGUAAAGUGCAUUAAACAAACACUAUAAAUUC
Molecule: messenger RNA, 2255 nt
Organism: Rhinichthys klamathensis goyatoka
Lineage: Eukaryota; Metazoa; Chordata; Actinopteri; Cypriniformes; Leuciscidae
Exons: 9
Coding region: 369-1286 (305 amino acids)
Source: RefSeq, a predicted model, not a curated record